Messenger RNA from Sceloporus undulatus (fence lizard), 8811 nucleotides. It is a transcript of the gene MTNAP1, whose product is annotated as chromosome 2 C17orf80 homolog. The transcript has 5 exons. The coding region runs from base 248 to 1990 and encodes 580 amino acids. The record is from RefSeq and is a predicted model, not a curated record. NCBI's taxonomy places the organism in Eukaryota, Metazoa, Chordata, Lepidosauria, Squamata, Phrynosomatidae. Gene Ontology annotation, molecular function: proton-transporting ATP synthase activity, rotational mechanism. Gene Ontology annotation, biological process: proton motive force-driven mitochondrial ATP synthesis.
CAUUGAGCCAAAGUGGAUUAUUUUCUGCAGCAGGGUGCGUUUUGGACCUUAGUGAGAGGAGGAUGCAGGUCAUCAUGUGAGCCCUGCGCAGCUGUUGCAUCAAGGGCUUCUUCCGUUCACUCUACUUUCGGUUUCCAUUUCUAGCUAGAGCUGGAAGUAUUCACGGCUGCAAAGAGGUAAGAAGAAGUGAUGGCCAGCAUCACCAUUUCAUGAAAUCCCUCCAUUAUACUUUCACAAAUCAAGAAGAAUGGCCAACAGUCCUGCAGGAAGAGAAAUCUGCCCUUACUGCAAAAAAACAUUUAAACGGCUCAAGUCCCACCUGCCUCACUGUAAGAUAGCAGGAGGGCCAAACUCAAAUGAAGUUUUGUUUCCUUCUGUGAAGGUCUGCAGUUCUGUCAUGCCUGAAUUGCUGAAAACUGAGAAGAAAGGGAAGAUUGAAGGCAGAGAAACUGCCCCACAAAAAGACAACAAGAAGAGCAAGCCUGACCUGACCAGGAACAGAACAAUAAAACCUUUAGAAGAGUUGGAAAUAGCUGGGAUAGCACCAAGCAGCAAUAUGCUUGCAAGUGAUGCUACACAAACACAAAUUAAGCAUAUUACUGAAAAGACACACAAAACCAAAGGCAGUGGACAAAGAGCCUCAGGAGAAGAGGUCCAUGCAAAGCCAGCUAAAAAAGUAGUUUCAGAAAUGACACUUGAAAAGAAGUCAUCCAAAAUAAGGAAAAGCAGAGGUAAAAUGAUAUCAGAGGGAAAGGAGGUGAUGCCUCACCUUGCAAUAGAACUACCAGUUCAGAGUACAAAACUUACUUCUGAACCUCUUAGCCAAACAACAAAACCUUUUGCCAAACACAGGCAUAGUAAGGGGGAUGUUGGAAAGCAGGAUGAAUCUAGCUGGCCUGAUUCUUCCACUCAAGAUCUUCAACCCAUUCCUGAGGGAAUUACUGACAGAAUUGAACUAGUGAUUGAAAACCACCGUGUGAAAGUGUUGAGAAAGAAGCCUAAGUCUUCUGUUCAAAACAUCUCAUUGAAUGGAGCUGCCAUCAGCAACUCCAAGACAAGUCGAUGCUCUAUAAAAUCAUCCCCAGAAGGUGAAAAGAUUGACUCAGCUGAUGGACAGCAUGUUGUUAAAGUUACACAGAGUGGGGGUGGAAAGACUGCUUUAGGACUUGAUCUUGCAGGGAAUGUCUGGAGUGGAAAGAUGGGAGAUGGGAUCACUUCAGAUAAAGCACACACAUUGGCUGACUGCUCUGUGGGCAGCUACAGAAAAGUCUCCAGUGUUCCUCUUCAGUUGGCAGCAGAAGUAAAAAACAUAAUAGAUAAAAAUCCUUUAUUUUUGAAAAUAGAAGGAGGAUAUCCUAAAGGGUCACAUGUAUAUACCAGUCCCAAAUCAGAGAUCUAUGUUGAAUUUGCAGAAGAACUUGGAGAAAAAUAUUAUGAUAAAACGUUGAACUGUUCCUUAACUAGCUUAGAAACAGGUGCUGUUUUACCUUCUAGGACUAUUGUGACCUCAGAAAUAUCUUUGAGACCACCCUCACUCCAUAUGAAAGAAAGGACUAGUGCCCAUGGGCUUUUAGCCCCUGACAGAAGUGAGGAGCCACGUUCCUUGGGACUGGAGUUUUUUCCGGAACUGUAUCCCAAUUAUCUCAGCCUGGGCUUGCUUUCAAGGAGGCUGCCUCAGCGGAGUGUAAGAAUUCCAGGAACUCAAGCUCUUAUUCUCCCUUCUGAAGGCAACCACGUUCCCUUGGCAGAAAGGUGUUUGAUGGAUGUAAAACUCCAAGAUUUGCCUGCUUGGCUAGCCACGCGUGACCUGUCUCCACAGGGGAUGCUCAGAGUAACUCGCAGAGCCUGGAAUGGAUACUACAAUAAGUACAUCAAUGUAAAAAAGGGCAGAAUGGCUGGGAUCUCUAUGCUGCUGCUAGGCUACUGUUUCCUCAGCUACGCCUGGAGCUAUGAACACAUUAAACAAAGUCGCUGGCAGAAAUAUCAUUGAUGAGAACCCAAGAGCAUUUCAUGGAAAGAAUGUGUGGAAAAAGAACAUGGAUUUGUUCCAUUAGAAAUACCACAAUGAAGAAGACUGCUGUAGGAGUCAUGUAUACAUGAGUACUCUUCUAUGGUCAUUUGUCUAUUCUUCUUGGUAGAAAGUUGUCAGCCAUAGUAUAAAUGGGCAAAUUAUUGCACUAUAUAGGGGCUUUUGGCUUGUUAGCAAAAGAUAAUGGAUGUAGCAUCAUCUUGGAGGCAAGUAUCUGUGAGCCGCCUUGGGUCCCUCCUGGAGAAAGGUGGCACACAAAUGAAAUAAAUAAAUAUGUUUUCAUAGCUGAUAUUAGGCAUAUGGAGAUGCAACGUGUGGAAUUACACAUGCAGUUCUUAUUUAUAAAGUAACUGGCCCUUUCGCACUCACAUUUUAUAAAACGUUUAUUGUGACUACAGUUCAGAUAAGCCCAGGUCUUCUCUGCCUGUAAGUCUCAGAAUUUUCAUAUCCACCGGUCUAGGCAAAGAAGUUUAUUUAUCUACUGGUGCAGCUAAUAUAGCUCUUUUCUUAUGACCCCUCCCUUUACUUUUGUUACUCCAAUCCAGAUUUUCAGAGCUUUUGAAGCAGUUCACAAAACUUGAACUCUGAGUUCCCUAAUCUUCUCAUACAUCCUGAUAGUAUUGUGCUUCUCUAUUCAGAAGGAAGCCCCCCCCCCCCCCAACUUCAGGGUGAAUUUCUCAAGGAAGCACAAAGCAGCUCAGAGCCUCAGUUAGCAGAAGAUAUAUGCAUAACAUUCAGCAUAGUGGUUGUGUUUAAAUUUAAUAAACAAGCACAUAGCUGUCCCAAGACAUUCUGUUCCUUGAGCCAAAGGAAAGGAUAGCACCACCCAACUGCAUGAAGAGAAGCCAACUGCAGUGGCAAUUGAGUGCCACCAUGUAAAAGCAGUAGGGUAGUUUUACCAGUAUAGUGCGGUUUUACCAAAGUUGGGUAUGACAUACAAUUAGCUCUGUCCUCCCAAUACCUCCUUGCUGUUUAUUUGCUCUGGUUAUCUGCUUGCCAGCCACUGAAAUGCAGUAGUGGCAGCAAUGCCUGUCUCUGUUCUCUGCUGUAGUGUGUGGGCUGGGCUGAUUGGUUUUUUCCUUGCUCACUCAAUCACAGGCUCAUCUCAGUGGUACAUUGGAAGAAGGCAGACAAGCUAACCAGCCAGGCUAGACUAGUCAAAAGCAAGCAUCACUGCUGCUACCACCACCACCAGUGAGUUGAGAGGGCUGCUGAUGGGGACAUCCAGCAGAACAACUUCUACAUGAAGUGGUUGCUACCUUGCUCUGUUAGGUAAAAGCCAUGGCUGAAACACUUUCUGUUUGCUAGAACACUAUUAUGCUAGCAAGAGCAGUAUCUUGCUAUGAACAAUGAUACAAAAAUUUAUGUUGAAAACUGUUCUCCAUGCAGAAAGCAUCACAAGACAUACAUCAGUUGAGGACCUGGCUUUGUCUUAAUAGAACCUGCUAACCCAUCUGAAGAUAGAAUGGAUCAAACAAUGUAUGUCAGAUAGUUAUCCCCAAACACUCAAUAGCACUACAGUAAAGAUCUUUAAACUGUACUAAAGCUGGACUGGAGUAACAUUAAUAAUGCACUGUUCCACUUCUGAGGGAAGACAUCCAUUGCAUUAAGUUGCUGAAAUGCCCUUUGGGUAGAAUGUUUUCUGUGUAGAAAAAAAAAGGCACUGAUUUAAAUCAGAGAUGAGUUUUGCACUCAAGUGAUGAACAUUCUGGGUUCUCUUUCUAUACCACUCUUGGUAUAUACCUUCAAUGAGAAAGAAGAAUCAUCUUUGAACCAAUAGCAUAUUCAAAAUCAAAAUUUAAAAAUUACUGAUAUGAUAGACAAGAUGGUGAAAAGCAGUACAUGACAAUAGAACAGUGGGUAAUGUAAAAUAAUGAGGUAUUAUAAAGCAAGUUGUAAGAUAACAGCUUAAUGUGGCUAGCAACAAAGUGAAGCAGUUGCAAUGUGAUUAGCACAAAAGGCUGAUGAAAUAAUGAAUGAAAUGGUAUACAAGGCAACAUAGAUAGCAUCUAAUGUAUAAGAAAAUCAGAAUAAAUCUCAAACAUUAAAUCCUAGCUUGAUCCAACAUCCCCAUUAGUUUAGCAAAAUUAAGUGUUUUAAAUUUCCAGUUAAAAAAAGAAGAAAACAAGGGAUCAGGAUUCUUAGAUUAGAUGAUUGUCACAAAAUUUUAACCAUGCCAGAUCUGAAUAGGAGGCUAAACACAAACUAUCUGGCAACCCCCCCCCCCAAAAAAAAAAACCCACAAAAAACAUUGCUAGUCAUCCCUCCAUGUGUUCUCUUAUCUACUUUUUAGCUGGACCUUUCCAUAAGAUUGUCACCAUGCACAUGUCUGACUUUGCCAGACAUCAAAGCCCAGAAACAUGCCUGAAUUUUACAGACUUGUAAGCUGACUGUCCUCAGCUUUGAUGUCUUCAUUAAUAAUGAAUACAAGUGUAUGUUCCUAUAAGACAGGAUAUGAUUGUGUGGGCAGGAUUGAUGUGUGCAUACAGGUACCCAGAUUAAUUGGUUUUAUGUCCUGACUGUAAAUCAUAUGUACCUGUUGAACCUGUAUUCAGUCAUUGAAUGCUGGCUCAAAUUUAUAAAAGAAUAUGCUUUAUCAAAACAUGUUGCACCUGCUUUAGAUCCUUCCUAGUUCUUUAUUCUCUUUUUUAAUGAGGAGACUUCAAGACUUUGAAUUCUUUAGUCCCAGCAGUAGAAUGAAGCAAACUGUAAUCAACUUAUCAAAGACACACAUACUUGGAUCAAAUUAAUUUCAAAUUAAUUUAAAAUAAAAAGUAAUUUAAUUUAAUAUAAAUCUUAUUCUUACUCUAUGGUAGUCAUAAGAGAACAAUAAAAUGUAUUUAAGAGACUCAUGGUAACAAUAAGAUACAAAUUUAUAAGUCAUUUCUAAACUGCCAUGGUCUAAAUUAUUUCACAGUCACAGAGAGGUUAAGAGCUAAACUCUCGGUUUUGAAGUAUAUUUUAAUUGGAGGGAACCUCCAGUGCAGAUGCUGUCUUAUCUUCAGACAUCCCUCAUUAGUCUGUCUGCAAAAGGCCAAUCUUUUCUUGGAUGGAUUUUUUCCUAUCUUGUAUCCCAUAUUUCAUUUUCAAGGUCACACUGGCCUCACUACUGUGGGUUCACGCAGCUGAAAAAUUCCAUCACUGCAUCCCUGAACCAAAGUCUUCCUCAUCCAGAAUCUUUGUUCGCUUGAGAUGGCUAGCCUUUAGACCUCAGCUCAUUUUUCAUCAGUUCUGGUACUUCAGAACAGGUAAUGAACAUAGUCACUUUCAAGUUCUCCUGAUAGGAUAGGCUUUAUGUAGGUAAUUGAUUGAUCACAGUGCAAACAGAAAAUUGCACUACAGCAGUUUUUAGUCAGAUCCAACAUUUCUCAGCAUAUCUUGUAUUGUUCAUAAUUUAGAAGUGACAGAUUUAUUCCUCACUUUAGAAUUGAACAAUUGUGGAAAUCUCAUAUUUGCAUCUAAUUAUUUGACGUUUACUGCUUUCUGUGAUAGGCAAUGAAUAGCAGAAGCUACAUCAUAACAACACUUUAUACAUUCCCAAGAAACUAAUUCAAGUUCUUGCAAUAUAGUCGUAAAGAUUUUCCUAAUGAUUUGAAAUGUAGGAAAUUUAGCUUUUCCCUGCUGACAGAAUCAUUGUGCACCUUCAAGUGAUGUCUGUCUUAUAGUGGCACUAAGGUGACUCUGUUGCAGGAUUUCCUCUGCAGAAUUUGUUCAGAGGGGGUUUGCCUUUGCCUUCCUCUGAGGCUGAGAGAGUGUGAUGUACUCAAGGCACCCAGUGGGGUGGAAUAUAGAAGAUGCCAGGUAAUUCUUAACUCUUGUCAAGAUGUGAUAUAAAUCUGUAGUUGCCUGAGAUAUAGGAAUAAUACAUGCAGCUGAAACAGUUCCAUUCCAAAGCCUGAAAAUUUACUGGAGUUAAAGCCUUGGAGAUUAUCAGACAGGGGAUGGUAUGUCCUUGUCCCAUCCUUAUAGCGUGAUCACAAAAAGAUUUUCAUAUGGUGUCAUGCUUAUUCUGCCAGUGUCCUAUCAUUAAUCAUUAAACUACGAUUGACCGUGAUCGCACAAAAGACUUUCAUAUGACGUCAAGCUUAUCCUCUCAUUGUUCUGUCCUUGCCCUUCAUUUUGUAUUAACAGAAGAAUGUGUUCAUGCAAUUCCACUUCACUGACCGUUUAAUGACGGGAUCAGUGUGAAUGUGUGGAUGUUUUCUACGUAAUCGCUGUCAUGGACAGGUUUUGCUUCUGUCCGAUAAUCUCCCUUGUCUGUUGUUAGUGACAGUGGACUGUAGGUGGCAAUCAGGUGCCGGUAGAAAAGAUGCGAAGGAAUAUAUGGAUGUUAUAUACAAGAAACGGUAAGAUGCUUGGCUGAAGAGAAAAGCAGACAGUCUGCACUUUCCUUUCCAUUCUUUCUUAGCAAAAAUUGAAUAUAGAAGUAGAAUAUUCUUGAUUCUAGCAGGAAAAUUUGCUCAGAAGUCUGUCAUGCAUACCUCCGACAACACAAUCACAUGGUUGAACAUGUUAAUUAAAACUUCCUAUGAAUUUUGUUUUUGUUUAGCAAACCCUACAAUCUCACCAAGGCAAGAUCGCAUGAGUAGUUCUUGCUUAAGGAAACCCGACUAAAUUCAUGAAUUAGCCAUAAGUCAACAAGUGACUUGAAGGCAUAUACACACAAUGAUGGGCUGUAUCCCAGUCUGAAUGUCCUGCUUUAAUAGAGUUUGUAGCUGAUGAGAAGUGUAUCUUUUUAAUAUGUCAGGCAGUAUUCACGUAUUGAGCCCAUGUGGUAUUGUGGUUUGAGGGAUGGAUUAGGACACUGGCAGCCCAGGGUUUGAAUCCCCUGCCCAGCCUAGGGAGCCUACUGGGUGACCUAAGGCAAGUCACAUUCUCUAAGCCUUAGGAAGGCAAGGGCAACCCUCCUCUGAACUAAUUCUGCCAUGAAAACACUGUGAUAGGUUCCCUUUAGGGUCACCAUAAGUCAGAAAUGACUCAAAAAUGACUCACACAGCAACAAAUACAUGAGUGUACUAUGUCUUGGUUGUUGUAAGUGCACAAGCAAAAAAUGAAGUGCUACCACUUGAGAAGAAUGAUCAGAUGGGGCCAAAGUUGACUAUAGCCUUUGUGCUGGGUGACCAGGUCUCCAGUGGCAUGUUCUCACCAUGAAAAAAAAAUCCUCUGAACCUGCCUGUGUGUAGUUAGGUCCUUUCCUACCCCAUGGUUUCUUGCAGUUCCCUGUGGUUUUAUAAUCUGCCCACCAUUUAUUUCUUUGUGGGUCACACUAUCCCAUAUGGCACUUCCGCUUAUUCUCUAGGGCCGUGGUUCUUACCAUGUUGACGUCUAAAAUCGCUGCAGAGUAAAAGGUUUAGAAGUACUGGUCUAGAGAGCACGCGUGUGCCAAUGACCCUGUGGGGGGGGGAUGAGGAAAAAGAAUCUCUUUUUCGACACAUGUGCCAGCAACCCGGGGGGGGGGGGGGGGAUGGGAUGAAGUUCAGCAGAAUCUCUCCCUUUGAACUAGUUUGUGAAGGGCAGGUUGAGCCACUGAAAGAAAUAGCCUUCUUUUUCCAAUGCAACAGCCUCCAUUUUCCUUCCUGCUCAGUUUUCUAGAAUCAUAGAGUUGGAAGGAGACCCCAAGGGUCCUCUAAUCCAAUAGCUCUCUACCUUCAGUCCUCCAGACAAUUUGGAUUUCAGCUCCCAUGAUGCCUGAUUGUUGGCCAAGUUGGCUGGGAUUUCUGGGAGCUGAAGUUCAAAACAGAUGGACGACCCAGGAUUGGGAAACACUGCUCUAGUCCAAAUUCCUGUUACUGAAGGACCACACUGUCAUACCAUUGCAGACUGCUGCUGGGAAAAAUUAGGGUCUAGCAUCAUGAGAAUAUGUUUGGGCCCGCCUAGUGGUAGUCAUAGUCUUGAUGCUGCAUAUGGAAAUAAUGCACAAGUUCUCAUCUGCCAUUCUGUAGUCAGUCACCAAAUCUGAAGACAUCCUUUCUGAAUACUCCACUGUCAUGAGUUGUUUUGCUAUUCCAAGAAAUUUGCUGCUGUUUGUCAUCUUGGCUUCCUCAUUCAGCAACAUACCCUGGAUCUCAGAUCUGUUAUGGAUUAGCUGAAUAAUACUGCUCCUAAUACAAAUAUUUAGGUAAUGACCAAGAAGGCUAAGGCAAAAUGUUAAAUACUGUGAACAUGUUAGAACUGGUGUGCUUUGGUUUUUAAAAUCCUGGAACAUUGAAGGCAUUAUUGCAUUGACACUGGACAUUUAUCCAGCAACAAUGGUCAUGCAAAAGCUAUUUUGUCCACAGGCAAAAUAAUUUUUAUUUUCAUAGGCUUUGGGCCUUUAAUUUUUUUGUUGUUAUGGAGAGGUUUCUAAUGGGGUGCUGUACAUUUUUGUUUUUCCCCCUUCCUGUUAUGUUUCAAGUGUUUUAAAACUGACUUGAUAAUUUAAUUUUUAAUAUUUUUGUUAUGCUAUUAUGAUUUAUUUUAUCUGUACUCUGUUUUAAUACAUGUACAAGAAACUUUGGAUUACGCAGCAAGAAAAAGAUGGGAUAUAAAUAAAGUUAAAUACAAAUACUGUUGAAAAAUCAAUUUCCAUCCCAUUCUAGGGGGCAUCUUUUCCAAAGUGUUAAGGGCUUGUGGGAAGGGUUCCAGCUUCAAGAGGCGAUUCCAUGUUUACAUGGAAACCAUGCAGUGUUACUUGGAAACUCUACUGUUAAGAGUUCCUGCCAGUUGUGUUUUGGAUUGCAUCCCUCAUUACUGUACAGCAUUUCUUUUAUGCUGAAUAAAGAACAUUUUGGUGAAGCUACAAA